Chironomus riparius is the source of this 906-nucleotide messenger RNA. NCBI's taxonomy places the organism in Eukaryota, Metazoa, Arthropoda, Insecta, Diptera, Chironomidae. The record is from the annotation of a GenBank genome assembly.
AUGGCUUAUAAAUCUUAUCCAAAUACUGACGAUAUUGAAUUAAAAAAAUUAAAUGAGGACAAUCCUGAAACAAAGGAAGGAAAUAAAGAAAAAAAACUCGAUAGGACUGUAAAUUUUUCUUCUGACAUUGAUAUUAAUGGAAACAAAAUGCCCAGACCAAAUAAAAAUGUUCAGUUCUCAACUCAAGAAGUUUCAUUUGAGAGUGAAUUUGAUGAGUUUGAAAUCAAACCAAACCUUAUACCAAACCGAAAGAGGGAGGAAGAAACGGUAAUGGAAAACUUAAGAAAAAGAGUUGGCGAACUACAAUUAGAUAAAAAUUUUAAAAGGAAACCAAGAGAACUAGAAAUUAAUGAGGAGGAAAAGCCUUUAUUGAAGACCGUAAUAGAGCAAACUACCGAUAAGGAUUUUAUAAUUGAUUGUCUCUGUUGGCAUAAUGAGUAUCGAGCACGCCACAGUGUUGCGGCUUUAAAUAUAUCUAUGAAACUUUGUGUUUCUGCACAAGAAUGGGCAAAUCACCUAGCUAGUCGUAAUGAACUAUAUUAUUGCCCACAACGAGUUUUUAAUUUUGGACAGAACAUAUUUUGCUGUGUUGAAGCUUCUUUAGGUGUUACUGGUCAGGAAGUUGCAUCAUAUUGGUACUCAUCUAUAAAACGAUACGACUUCUGCAAGAAGCCCCAACUUCUUCAUACAAACGUCAAUGCAGGACAUUUUACUCAAAUAGUUUGGAAAAACACGAAAUUUAUUGGAGUUGGAAAGGCUUUUUCAAAUACAGGAAAAAUUUUUGUAGUUGCAUUUUACUAUCCUCCUGGAAAUAUUAUAUGUGAAUUCCAUGAAAAUGUUCUUCCACCUAUAGAUGAAUCAUCGAAUUCUGUGCGUAAUGGCUCCGUUACUUCUAUUAACAAAUGA